AUGUGGAUAGUUGGUAAUGCCAAGUUUGUGAAUUUUUGUGGACAACCAGGCACCCAACUUGAUGUAGACCAGUCAUUAUAUGGAAAACCCAAUGCCCUCCUGAAAUGGAUUCUUCGCUUCAUAAAGUUUGCUCUGUUUGGAUCCUUUGAUGCUCAGAGUGAGGCUAUUCACAGGAUAUGGGUAGAUAAAACUAUCAUUCAGCUGCAGUGGAAGAAUUUUAUCGAUACACUCACCAGUGAAUGGAAUGGAUACACAAUAUAUUCCACAGUGAUGCUUGCUGUUGACAUCAGCUUCCUUGCAGUCCAAUCUGUCCAGACUCAAAUGUCAGCAACUCUUCUAGCAUAUCUGUCUACUCUCUGCAUCUUGGGCUUGUUAGUGGUCUCAUUGGUCUUGGCUGGACAAGUUAAUGACAGCCGGCAAUGCUCUGCUAAAGAUGUGGCCUCUUUCAUGGAAGGAAUGUCACGUUCUAUGCUUGGCCUUGAGAGCCUUGCCCUCAUGCUGAGUUUACCAUUUGCACUUCUGAUUUGGGUGUACAUUACUUGUUACAUUACAUGGGUCGGUGGCUCAUUAUUCGACAGAAUGGUGUUCUUUGCUGCAGGAUUGUCUGUCCUGAUUUUCCACACUGCUGAUGUUGUCAUCAUCUCAAUUGCAUCUCCAGUGUGGUUUGCCAUAUUGUGCCUAGUGACGUGGCUUGUACUAGCAGCCAAUGACAUUCACAUUUCUCACCUGAGGCCUUGGGCUGUCGAACGAUUGUUUCAGCUUAUCCAGACCUAA
This is a messenger RNA of Suillus subaureus, 774 nucleotides long. RefSeq lists its product as uncharacterized. The record is from RefSeq and is a predicted model, not a curated record. The transcript is spliced from 4 exons. The coding region runs from base 1 to 774 and encodes 257 amino acids. NCBI's taxonomy places the organism in Eukaryota, Fungi, Basidiomycota, Agaricomycetes, Boletales, Suillaceae.